This is a messenger RNA of Apodemus sylvaticus (European woodmouse), 2184 nucleotides long. It is a transcript of the gene Ip6k3, whose product is annotated as inositol hexakisphosphate kinase 3. NCBI's taxonomy places the organism in Eukaryota, Metazoa, Chordata, Mammalia, Rodentia, Muridae. The record is from RefSeq and is a predicted model, not a curated record. The coding region runs from base 130 to 1305 and encodes 391 amino acids. Gene Ontology annotation, molecular function: inositol hexakisphosphate kinase activity. Gene Ontology annotation, cellular component: nucleus; cytoplasm. Gene Ontology annotation, biological process: inositol phosphate biosynthetic process; phosphatidylinositol phosphate biosynthetic process. The transcript is spliced from 5 exons.
CCGGCUGCCAGGAAUCCCUUGUGUUGGCACAGUGGUGAAGGCCAGAGAAAGGCGGAGACCGCGGACGGCCCACCCGCCCGGGACAGCAGCUUCUCCCUCUUGCUGUCCUUGGGAGGACUUGGGGGUGCCAUGGUGGUGCUGCACAGCUCAGAGCAGGGGAAGGCCGGGGUAGGUGUGCCGCUGGAGCCCUUCCUGCACCAGGUCGGGGGCCACCUGAGCGUGCUACAGUAUGACGCCUACACCGUCUGCAAGCCCCUUGUAUCCCAGGAACAGAAAUUCUACGAGUCUCUGCCACUAGCCAUGAGGUGCUUCACCCCACAGUACAAAGGUACCAUCACAGUGCAUCUCCGGAGAGACAGCAGAGGCCAUCUCGGCCUGGUUGCCAACCCGCUGAAGGAGAACCUGGAGCCUUUCCAGGUCUCUUCGGAGUCCAGAGCGGUAGCUCUCUGGCAGACACUUCAGCAGACCGCCAGCAGCGAGAGCAGCCCCCGCCCCCUCGCCCAGCUGGCUUGCUCACUGAAGGAGAGUGCAGCCAAGGUGCUUCUGAGGUCCGACUGCCACCUCAGUACCCAGGCCUCCCCACUGGUGGAAAGUGCAGAAGGGAGCCAGGUGGAGAGAAUGGGUUUUAACCCAUGGGGCCUGCACUGUCACCAAGCCCACAUGACCCGUCUGUGCUCCCAGUACCCAGAGGACAAGCGGCACCGGUUCUUGCUGUUGGAAAACGUGGUGUCGCAGUACAAGCAGCCCUGCAUCUUGGAUCUGAAGAUGGGCACCCGGCAGCACGGGGACGAUGCGUCAGAGGAGAAGAAGGCCCGUCACAUGAAGAAGUGCGAACAGAGUACGUCGGCCUGCCUGGGUGUGCGCAUCUGUGGCAUGCAGGUUUAUCAAGCCGAUAAGAAGAGCUUUCUCUGCAAAGAUAAGUACUAUGGGAGGAAGCUCUCAGUGGAGGGAUUCAGGCAGGCCCUAUCCCAGUUCCUCCACGACGGGAUCCGCCUCCGCACCGAGCUCCUGGAGCCCAUCCUGUGCAGGCUGCAGGCGCUGCUCACUGUCAUCAGGGGCCAGAGCUCCUACCGCUUCUACUCCAGCUCCCUCCUCAUAAUCUAUGAUGGGGAGCCUCCCCAGACCAGCCAAGACAGCACUUCCGGCGACCCUGCCAAAGUCGAUGUCCGCAUGAUUGACUUCGCGCACACGACGUACAAGGGCUCCCGGAAUGAGCACACCUCCUACGAGGGACCAGAUCCUGGCUAUAUUUUUGGCCUGGAAAACCUCAUUGGGAUUCUGCAGAACAUCCAAGAGGGCGAAUGAGGCUUCUUGGAACUUUCUGGGAUUUUUUUUUUUCAGGGCUGCAGAUUUUUGCCAAGGGACCCAAGCAAAGGUAGUCUAGAGUCCCCCGUAGAUGUCCUUGUAAUAACCGUAUCUACCUUCAAAAGCCAUCUCCACGCGUGGCAGGCGAUGUUGACAAUUAUUACAGAAAUCUGCAUGGCAGCCACCCCCUCCCCCACCACCACUGGGCAGCCUUCGAAGUGCAGCAACUCUUGGAGUGUGUGGCCAAAAUGGCACCAUCUCACAUGCACAGGAGGGUGUGACCUGGGUCAGAGGCCGGUGGGGUGCUGCAGGGUGCCUGCAUUCCAGGCCGCUUCUUUGCUGUCGGGCCGCGUCCUCGACCCCCAAAACCCCCACGAGGGAGAAGACUGGAGGAGGCCUUGAACAAUACUCUGCCUGUGUGGAUUUCUGCCUUCCCAGGCAGACAGAGCUAACGCCUCCCCCAGCCUAGGUCACAGGUGGGACAGGGAUGAGUGACCCCGAGCUAACUGUGAGGGGAAGGGUCUCUGCAGCCUCGUGGAAGAGGCCAGUCUUCCACACUGUGACCACGUGAUGUCCCUGACCUGGAGCCGCAGCUUCCAGAGGAGGCAGAGCGCACUCACAGAGGCGCCAAUAGUGUUCGCCUGUAUUCUCUGUUUCUGUUUAUUUAUUAUUUUGGGUGCACGUUGGGGUGGGGGGUGUUGGAACCCAAACCAGGAACCCAGGAUGAUGUUUACAAGUGUGGUGGACGCAAGCAAAUAGAAAACCAGAGCAAACGGGUCUAAUGAAUUCCUUCUUCUGCAGCACUGAAACUUAUUACAAUGCCCUGGAGCCCAGCGCUGCGCUGCGCUCCCCAAUUAGGGAAAUAAAUUUGUUAAUAAA